UGUGGAGAGUGAGUGGAGGUUGUCUAGAUUUACUCGAGCCUGCUCUACAUACCCGCUAGUAGCGGUGUAAUUCCAGCUAAUGCGGAUAAUGCCCAGGACGCAUUGCGCACGGCGCGCGCAGCCUGCGACGCACAGCUCUCCUUUGAUUUGAGGGAGCUCUUGUACCGACAGAGAGGGCACGGCCGGUGAGAUUAUGUGAUCAGAGUCAGUGAUUAUCUCUGCAUGUAAGAUGUAGUUUCACAUUUUUAUAUAAACUGUAUGAUAUGGAAAAUCUUCGUAAAUAUUAAAUUCCCGCAGUUUCUUUAACACCCAAUGAGACACCUGUUGGAUUUAUCCGGCGCAGAGGAGCGCAGCAGAUGAUGACAGUCGGAGGGGAAUUUCAGCUGAUCACAACAAGGAGGGGAGUCUGAGGUCCGCGUUUUGAAAUGGAUUCAUACGGAGCGUCACUCAACCGCAGCCAAUCGCUGACGAGCGGCCUGGAGAAGUCUACACCGACGUGGAAGCCAUCCCCCUCUCGGAGCAGCAGCACUGUGUCAUCCCGCCACUCCAGACAGAUUAUCAAAGACUGGGAAGUGAUUGACGACCUUCAGGUAGAAAUGAACGCAGGAGGCGAUAACCCUCACGACAUGACCCCCCCGGGUAUCUGUGAAGGAUAUCUCCUCAAGAGGAGGAAGUGGCCACUCAAAGGUUGGCACAAGCGGUACUUUGUCUUGGAAGCAGGGAACUUGCGUUACUCCAAAAAUCAACAAGAUGUCUCCAGGGGAAGAUUCCAGGGCUCCUUAGAUGUCAGCCACGCAGUAAUGUCGAUAAACAAGAAGUCAAAUCAGAUUGACUUGGAUGCAGGAGACAUCCUCUAUCACAUGAAGGCAAAUAGCCAUGAAGUCUUCUACAUUUGGGCAACCAAGCUACAAGCCCACCGCCUGUACAAGAAGCAUGAGGCGGCUCAUUGUCCCAGCAGCUUCCUCCAGACUUUGUCCCCUGGCAUUGCAGCCGGACAAGCUCAGAAAAAUGGAGAUUUGAGAUCUGCAGGCAUGGUGGAUUCAGCCGGAGCACCAGCAGGAGUGCUGCCCUCAGAUAACAAUGCUGUGAACAGAAAAGUGUCGGCCUGGCUGCAGCAAAGUCACAACCCAGACUCCUGUGUUCAAGAGCUGAACCGUUGUCAUUUGGACCUUACUGAGCUAAACCGCUUAAUCCAGAAGCUGCAGAUGUUGGAGGGGGGCCAGGCUUUCACCAACGGAGACCUGAAGCGCAUCAUUAGCACGCAGAAUAUCUCUCUUGAGAAGCCGAAGAAGCCGAGGUCAGGGAAGAUGUGGAGCCACUCUCGCACAUUAUCCCUGGGAAUGGUAAGAAAGCCUAUUCGUGGGAUUACUAAAUCGCUGUCCUCCAGUCACCUGGGCAGCUCUCCUCACCUCGGUGCAUCAGUCCCCUCUAUCCCUGACUACGUCUACUCACAGCUGUCCCCUCCUAGUGCCACAUCACCGGAGGGCAAGAAAAUCCAACAGGACAUCUGCACCAUAUCGCUACGAGUGCUUGCUUCGCUGAAGACCGUGCAUGAAACCCUGUCCCAGGAGAGGCAGAAGCUGCAGGAAGUCUUGGAAUCUAACAACAUCCAUCAGUCUAAAACCACUGAGCCUGCUGCAGCGAGGGAUUCCUCCCAUGGGCCUCCUUCAGUAGCCGAUUCAGCUGCAGAGUAUUUUGACGCCAGCGACAUCUUUUGUGGUAGUUCCUCUGAGGUGUCUGAUGAGUCUGGACUUAGUGAUGGAAGCACCACCAACUCUGAGCCAGAGGAAGGACAUGCGUUGGCCACCCGGAAGUACCGUGCUAGCAUUUCCAAGACUCCUAACAGCUUUGUUCCCAAGAGCACUGGGCGGCGAACGACGCUGCCUGCUCACUGUCCUGACAACAGCCACGUGGGCCUCAUGGCUAUUCUCUACAACAACAUAGGUAAAGACUUGGCUCGAGUGUCCAUGCCUGCUGCUCUCAAUGAGCCCGUUAACCUGCUGCAGAGGCUGUGUGAAGAGCUGGAGUACAGUGAGCUGUUGGAUAUCGCUAGCAACACAUCGGACCCCUACCAGAGGAUGGUUUACAUUGCUGCCUUCGCUAUCUCUAGUUACUCCCCUGUAACAUUCAGAAACCGCUACAAGCCCUUUAACCCGGUGCUGGGGGAGACCUACGAGUGCAUCAGAGAGGACAAGGGCUUCCGCCUCAUCAGUGAGCAGGUCUGCCAUCAUCCCCCCAUCUCUGCCUGUCAUGCUCAGUCAGAGAACUUCACCUUUUGGCAAGACCAGCGAUGGAAAAAUAAAUUCUGGGGGAAGUCACUGGAGAUUCUGCCAACAGGAAUGGUGAAUGUCACUCUUCCAAGGUAUGGUGACCACUAUGAGUGGAACAAAGUAGUGACCUGUAUCCACAACGUCUUCAGUCAGCAGCGUUAUCUCGAGCAUUACGGAGAGGUCACCAUCCGUAACCUCAACAGCAACGUCUGCACCUGCAAGAUCACCUUUGUCAAGUCCCGUUAUUGGGGCUCAGACACAAACAGGAAUGAAGUGCAGGGCACGGUCCUGGACCAAAGUGGGAGUGUCAUUCACCGGUUCGGAGGUCUGUGGCACGAAGGCAUCUACUGUGACACCCUGCCCACUCCGAAAUGUGUCUGGAAGCCAAAUCCCCAGCCAAAGGAUCACAUGCUGUACUAUGGCUUCUCCACCUUCGCCAUGGAGCUAAAUGAACUCCCCCCCGACCUGAAGCCUCUCCUUCCUCCAACAGACAGUCGUCUGCGCCCAGACCAAAGGUUGCUGGAGGAUGGAAAGGUGGAUGAAGCAGACAUAAAGAAAGAUCAGAUAGAGGAGUUUCAUAGGGAGCGGAGAAAAGAGCUUUCCAAAUUGGGGGAAGAACAUGUUCCACGUUUUUUCAAAAAAGCCAAAGAUUCCUGUGGACGGGACGUGUGGUUGACAAACGGGACGUACUGGAAGCUCAGAGAGAAUCCAGGUUUUGCUAAUAUUGAAAAUAUAACUGUCUGGUGAUGAGACGACGGCGACGAGCGACGCCAGACAA
This is a messenger RNA of Etheostoma cragini (Arkansas darter), 3048 nucleotides long. It is a transcript of the gene osbpl7, whose product is annotated as oxysterol binding protein-like 7. Gene Ontology annotation, molecular function: cholesterol binding. Bases 426 to 3017 code for a protein of 863 amino acids. The transcript has 23 exons. The record is from RefSeq and is a predicted model, not a curated record. Gene Ontology annotation, cellular component: perinuclear endoplasmic reticulum; plasma membrane; intracellular membrane-bounded organelle. NCBI's taxonomy places the organism in Eukaryota, Metazoa, Chordata, Actinopteri, Perciformes, Percidae.